Messenger RNA from Endocarpon pusillum Z07020, 1029 nucleotides. RefSeq lists its product as uncharacterized. Gene Ontology annotation, molecular function: transaldolase activity. The transcript has 7 exons. Lineage: Eukaryota; Fungi; Ascomycota; Eurotiomycetes; Verrucariales; Verrucariaceae. Gene Ontology annotation, cellular component: intracellular anatomical structure. Bases 1 to 1029 code for a protein of 342 amino acids. The record is from RefSeq and is a predicted model, not a curated record. Gene Ontology annotation, biological process: pentose-phosphate shunt, non-oxidative branch; carbohydrate metabolic process.
AUGGGCUCUAUUAACGAAUCGGAACGCUACGUCAACCUGCUAGAGUACCUCCGCUCCAGGACCCAGGUUGACUGUGACAGCCUGGACAUUCAGAUCGUCACGGAGCUAGGACCGUUCGUCGAUUGCACUUCGAAUCAGGCAGAUAGCUACUUUGAGCUUCUGAACCCUCGUCGUGCAGCUUUGCUCAAGAAGUCCGCUGAUCUGAGCCGACAUAUUCUGCCUGAAUACCCGGAUGUGUCUUUCGAAGAGCUAGCAGUCGAGAUAUCGAUGAUCAGCCUAUCUCUGACUAUUGCACCAUUGAUCCCUGGAAACAUUCAUGUCAUGGCCAAUCCAAGCCUUUCCUAUUCCACACCGAAGGUAAUCCAAAAUGGUCAACGUAUCGCCAGCCUCUGCCAGCGGUUGGACCCUAGCUUCGAUCUAUCUAGGCUUUGCAUCAAAGUCCCAGCUACCUGGGAGGGUCUGCAAGCCUGCCGUAAAUUGAAGGACUUGGGAAUCAAGACCCUGGCAACAACACUGUUCACCAUGGAACAGGCGAUACUUGCCGCGGAAGCGGGUUGCAUUUCGAUUUCGCCAUUUGUGCACGAGCUCAGAGUCCAUUUUGACGAAGAAUACCAUGAUACGGACCCGAUCUUUGACCUAUGUGUCAAGGCGCAACAAUACUUUGAGCGGUAUUCGUACGCGACUCGAGUGAAAGCUUGCAGUCUUAUCUCAGUGGACGAGGUUAUGCAAGUUGCUGGUGUUGCCGCACUCACCCUCCCUCCCACGCUUCUACAUCCUCUUUCCGAGAUGACAGAGCCGGAAGCUAAAGUGGCCGCUCUCUCCUUGUUCAACCACAACACCAAAAUAGAAGGGCAAGAGAUGGAGCGCAGAAGUUUCCUCGAUGAGGAAGCGCGAUUUCGAGAGACAUUUGCAAAGCGUGAUGGCGGGAAGGGAAGGGUGAAGACGACCCAGGCAAUUGACCUCUUCUGCGAGUAUCAACUCAAGGCGGAGGCUCUUAUGAAGGACACCGAUACCACAAUAGUUGCGUAA